UAUCUCUUUAUGUCUAUGACUAUGAGUAUUUAUUCGUGAUAAACGCCCACUUUAACGUUUGAGGUCAAACACGAUGCCUUUAUUCUGAAGGACGUAGGCCGGAAGUGUUGUAAAAACAAAGUGACCGACGGCAGGAUGGCAAAGCUCAGCCGCGCUACUGUAUGCUUUGCUUUUAGAAAAAUGAUCUUGUUAGCGGUUUGCGUUUCUCUUUCGUGUCUACCGUUUUUUUCCUCAGCCAACAGAAACGACAGCAUAAAUGACAGACCCAUUAUUGGUGUUCUGGCUCAAGAUGUGCAUUCACCAACACCCAAUCGCACUGCUUACAUCGCUGCUUCUUAUGUCAAGUUUCUGGAGUCGGCAGGAGCGAGAGUUGUUCCAGUCAUGAUUAACCAGACACUGGAGGAGUAUAAGACACUGUUUAACUCUCUUAAUGGGAUCCUCUACCCAGGCGGAGGUGCCAGCAUUAUCUCGUCUGGUUAUGAAAGAGCUGCAAAAAUCUUUUAUGAGCUGGCUAUUGAGGCAAACCAGAGAGGCGACUAUUUUCCCGUGUGGGGCACCUGUCUGGGAUAUGAGCAGCUGACCUAUUUGACUAGUGGAAAGUUAGUACUGUCACAUACGAAUACAAGUGGAGUGUCAUUGCCUCUGAACUUCACUGAUGAUGCCAAACUCAGCAAGAUGUUUAAGGGCUUCCCAGCUGAACUCAUGAAAGAUCUGGCUUCGCAGCCACUGACAGAAAACUCGCACAAGUGGAGUUUGGCGGUGUCGACUUACAACGUAAAUGAGGAGCUGAAGAAGUUUUACAAAGUUCUCUCUACAAACACAGAUGGAAUAACAGAGUUUGUGUCGACAGUGGAAGCUUAUGAUUACCCAAUUUAUGGGACACAGUGGCAUCCAGAGAAAAAUGCAUUUGAGUGGACGAGGCCUUACAUUCCGCAUUCUCCAUCAGCCGUCAAGACCACCUUCUACAUGGCUGAAUUCUUUGUCAGUGAAGCCAGGAAGAACAUGCACAAAUUUGAAUCCAAAGAGGAGGAGAGCAAAGCACUGAUAUACAACUACAGUCCUGUGUACACUGGGCCCAACGGUGUCUUUGAGCAAAUAUACUAUUUCUGAUUUAUUCUUAUGUGUCUGCUGAUUGCUUUUCCUUUUCUGCAGCUGAUUAGCUGUUUCAAUCAGAGGACGGGAUUAAAUAACGUCAAAUAAUGGUGAGUGGAUGCUGUAGUUAGGUUUACAGCUGAGUAAUGCAAUUUUAAGUUUUUUGCCUGAACCAAAUCAAACUUUAAACACAGCCGUAACAGAUCAGCAAACAAUCGCAUUAAUAAUUUUUAUAACAAUCCCAUUGUGUGUAAUUGUAAGGGAAACUAUGUUGUUCUGCUAAAAAAUGUUCAUGUUGUUUUGGAAGGCAAUACCAAAGAUAUAUUUGUGCUUAAGUUUGAAGGACUUGUUGACCAUAAUUAGAAAAAUAGAAGGUGUUAAAACCUGCAGUACAAGCCACUUAUCUCUGUCACUUACUGGUUCCAAGGGUCAAGUGGCAAAAGGGCACACAGCCUUUCAGACUCCAAUCAGCUCCCAAAGCGCAGCCUGUUAUUUUCUGCUUCUGCAGUUAAAAAAAUACAAAAAAACAAAACAAAACAAAAACCAACAUCUUCAUUGCAUAUCAACUAUUCACAGCCUUUGUGGUUCUCUAUUGUAUAAAAUCAUAAAGAGAUGCCUCU
Messenger RNA from Scatophagus argus, 1712 nucleotides. It is a transcript of the gene ggh, whose product is annotated as gamma-glutamyl hydrolase (conjugase, folylpolygammaglutamyl hydrolase). The record is from RefSeq and is a predicted model, not a curated record. Gene Ontology annotation, cellular component: vacuole. NCBI's taxonomy places the organism in Eukaryota, Metazoa, Chordata, Actinopteri, Scatophagidae. Gene Ontology annotation, biological process: tetrahydrofolylpolyglutamate metabolic process. The coding region runs from base 136 to 1110 and encodes 324 amino acids. Gene Ontology annotation, molecular function: gamma-glutamyl-peptidase activity. The transcript is spliced from 9 exons.